CUUGGGCAUGGAAGAAGUGUUCAUUGCCAAACCAUUCGGAUGGGCUUCAAUUCGAACAUUCACAUUGCUAAUGCUCUUAUCUCAAUGUACUGCAAAUGUGGGGAUGUUAAAGAUGCGCUUUACAUAUUCAAAAAUUUGGAUGGCAAAGAUAAUGUAUCUUGGAACUCCAUGAUUGCAGGGUAUGCACAGCAUGGCCUUGCGUCACAGGCUAUUGAUCUUUUUGAAGAAAUGAGGCAGCAAUGUGUAGAACCCGAUGCCAUUACUUUACUAGGCGUGCUCUCUUCAUGUCGUCAUGCCGGUCUCGUUCAAGAAGGCCGGCGUUACUUCAAUUCAAUGAUCAAAGAACAUGGUAUUCAGCCAGAACUAGAUCAUUAUUCAUGCGUUAUUGAUCUUCUUGGCCGGGCUGGUUUAUUGGAAGAGGCUCGAUGUUUCAUUGAAAAUAUGCCUACUCGUCCCAAUGCCAUUAUCUGGGGCUCACUGCUUUCUUCCUGUAGGGUUCAUGGGAGUGUGUGGAUCGGCAUUGAGGCUGCAGAGUGCAGGCUAUUGCUGGAGCCAGAGUGCGCUUCUACCCAUGUACAAUUAGCAAACCUGUAUGCUAGCGUGGGAUGUUGGGAUGACGCAGCAAGAGUUAGGAAGUUGAUGAAAGAUAAAGGGAUUAAAACAAGUCCUGGGUUUAGCUGGAUUGAGAUUAGUAAUGAAGUUCACAGGUUUAGAGCAGAAGACUGUUCAAACCCCAAAAUGAUUGAAAUUAUUGCUGUCUUGUAUAGUUUGGUAGACCACAAUAAGACUUUACGCUAUGAGCCUGAAAUGCAAGAGGAAGAGAUUGAUGAUGCUUUAUACAUAUAAGUUAUAACUGUGUGACUUGUAAAAUGGCA
Messenger RNA from Prunus avium (sweet cherry), 875 nucleotides. The record is from RefSeq and is a predicted model, not a curated record. Lineage: Eukaryota; Viridiplantae; Streptophyta; Magnoliopsida; Rosales; Rosaceae.